AUGAGUAUUGAUCAAUGUCCCAGUAUUGGUGUUGAAAGAGCUUAUAUGAAUAACAUUUCAUAUGCUUAUAUAGUAGGUUUUUUGAUAUAUGCUAUGGUUUGCACAAGACCCGAUGUAGCAUAUGCAUUUCUACAGGAGGGACACUACUAUUGUCAGAAUGGAAGUACUUCACAAACAAAUGUGUCAUAUGCUAUGCCUAAAAAAGACUUACUUGAAUUUGUCCUUGAUGUACUACAAAGGAGCGGCUUAGAUGAGUUAUUUGCUAAACCUAUUAAUCCAAAUGUAUGUAAAUCGUUGGAUUUUGCAACAAUAAGAGACAAAAUCAACAAGGAACAUUACAUGAGCAUGGAUGCCUUUAAGUUUGAUGUGUAUCGACUGUGUUUCAAUGCUAUGUAUUAUAAUGACAAAGACUCGGGACAUUACCGAGUGGCUGAAGCUUUACUUAGUCUUGCAAAGAGAGUUUUUGAAGAUAUAAGUGUUCCGAGCCUUCAACGAUUUCAUUCGGAAUCUUUAACUAAAAAGACACCAGGUGAAAUACCUCAAGUUAAAAAAAUGAAAAGCAUAGGGCAUGCAAGGUUUCGUCACACUCUUCCUGAAAACAAAAUUGGCACUCCUUCCACAGAACUUGAAAGAGAAAAGAGAUCACUCCUCCCAAAUAUUCCAGAAACAGAGAUCACUCCUCAAGUUGUUGAACCAUCUCUAGUACAAACAGCCAAAACACUUGAUAAUGAACAAUUUUUUACGCUUUGUCUCGGAAAUUCAUCAUCAUAUGUCUCUAACAAUGUUUCCAAAACUAAACUGAAUCCACAGGCAUCAGGAAUAAAUAUUCCUAAACAAGUAAACUCGAUUACUGGUCUUACUUCUCUUUUAAGCUGCCAAGACAGAAGAGAGUGCAACAAGAAUGGUGGCGGUAGAAAGCACAACUCCUCGAUUACAAUACCACUAUCUCUUGACAAAAAUAUGGAUUCAAGUUCAAAAGAUAUUGGUGCUGGUGCAAGUUCAAGCCAAAUGGGAGUUUGGCCUUCUAAAGCUUCAAACUUUGCAAGAACAUCUAAUAGUGCAAACAACUUUUUCUGCUCACAGCCAAAUCAGUAUGGGUAUUUUCAAGGGUUGGCACAUCCUAUGGGCCCAUUUCCUAUGUUACAACAUUCCAUAUCAUCAUCUGGUCCUAUUCCAUCUAGCAACAAUAUAAUGAGAGGAAAUAUAAACCCAUCAAAAGGGGAAGGAAAAAAGAAAGAUGGAGAGGGUACAAGUACAAAUGAUGGUGAAAUUGCAGAGCUGGACUUGGAUCUUAAGCUCUAGGUGGGUUUG
Messenger RNA from Vicia villosa (hairy vetch), 1311 nucleotides. RefSeq lists its product as uncharacterized. The record is from RefSeq and is a predicted model, not a curated record. Gene Ontology annotation, molecular function: protein binding. The transcript is spliced from 10 exons. Bases 1 to 1302 code for a protein of 433 amino acids. NCBI's taxonomy places the organism in Eukaryota, Viridiplantae, Streptophyta, Magnoliopsida, Fabales, Fabaceae.